This is a messenger RNA of Frankliniella occidentalis (western flower thrips), 799 nucleotides long. RefSeq lists its product as uncharacterized. The transcript is spliced from 2 exons. The record is from RefSeq and is a predicted model, not a curated record. NCBI's taxonomy places the organism in Eukaryota, Metazoa, Arthropoda, Insecta, Thysanoptera, Thripidae. The coding region runs from base 56 to 727 and encodes 223 amino acids.
CUACCUGCGGCUUUUUAGGUCCCUCAGGUUGGCAGCGCCCGGGGCCUUCCCCUUGAUGAUGCCGUCAGCUUCAGGGGGCGGCAACAAUGGAGGCGACCAAACGCGCACCCUCGCCGUCGGCAGGUCGGCAGUGUCAUGCCGCCAGUCAAGUCACUCUGCGGGGAUGGAGAUGGCCGCGACCACACCGCUCCCCGGGCUGCGGAACGUAAGGCUGGUGCAGCUGCAGCUGGGGGCGGCCCGGCCCGACGGCGGACGCACCGCGCACCUGCACCUGCAGUCGCCAAUGAAGUUGCCCGGACACGUCGAGCCGGAGGCCCUGCAGAUGUUCCUGGAUGAGAACAAGGACGUCUUCAACGCAGAAAAGACGGCGUACGUGACGGGUCGGGACGGCGCGGACGACGCCGCCGGCGAGUACGCGCACCUGUUCACCAGCUGCGACGUGGUCGUGCACCUGCACAUGGACGGCGGCGACUUGUUGGAGGGCGUGCUGCUGUUCAACGAGACGCGCGCCUGCGCCAACCCCCUGGAGCACGCCGUCGGCGCUGCCGCCCGCCCCGGCGCCAGGCUGUCUCGCUGGCUGCGCCGCCGGUGCCGCAGGCUGCGGAGGCUGUUCGCAGGGCCCGGGCAGCUGCAGCAGCCGGCACCUGCAGCCCCAGCACCUGCAGCCCCAGCACCUGCAGCCCCCGCACCUGCAGCCCCCGCACCUGCAGCCCCAGCACCUGCAUGACCUACGCCCUUCUGAACUUAUCUGUCGAUCCCUGUGUUGUUUUUAUUAUUUGCCCAAUCCCUUGAGAGGUAA